AUGUGCCAUCAAAUUACUUGGUACCAUGCCGUCUGCUACCAUCAGGACUCCGCCUACAACCUCCGCAUCUCAUGCAGACAAGCCUUGAAGGUAGGGUAUGAAUGCUACAGACUUGAAUGCACCCUCAUCCCUGUGUUCGGGGCAUGUCUGUCCUGCAAGCAUGAAAAGAGUCUUGCAAAAGGGAAACUUAGCCCGAUGCGGGCAUGCGCAGAUGAGAGUUCGAGACCACAGACCCCGGGCACUUUUUCGAGCACUCUCUCUAACGUGGAAACAGAGCUAGAACCGCAGUAUUCCGUCGGAAAUGAUAGUGGUAUUUUCCUCGAUGGCGGCGACGAAGACGUGGUGGGUUUUGGCGAGGAUAAUCAUAUAGAUGAAUUGGAGCUGUUUGAUUUGAUCACAUUUUGA
Molecule: messenger RNA, 405 nt
Organism: Aspergillus glaucus CBS 516.65
Lineage: Eukaryota; Fungi; Ascomycota; Eurotiomycetes; Eurotiales; Aspergillaceae
Exons: 1
Coding region: 1-405 (134 amino acids)
Source: RefSeq, a predicted model, not a curated record